Molecule: messenger RNA, 1436 nt
Organism: Neltuma alba
Lineage: Eukaryota; Viridiplantae; Streptophyta; Magnoliopsida; Fabales; Fabaceae
Exons: 1
Coding region: 409-1182 (257 amino acids)
Source: RefSeq, a predicted model, not a curated record
UCCAUCAUCUUCCUUCAUUUUCCUGCAACCCCAUCGGCCAUUUUCAUUCUCACACCUUUCCGCGUCCUCCUCCUCUUUGGACCACUUAAAGUUGCAGGCUUGUUCUUGAUUGAUUUUCAAGUGUCAGACUCACCAAGAGAAAGAAAGACAGAGAACUCAAUUCCUUCUCUCUCUGUUUUUUUUUUUUUAACUUUCUGAAAUGCAAUUCCUUUCUUUUACGUUAUUCCUAUUUCCUGACUUCUCUCUGACGUCCCUUUUAUUCUAGCCUACCUUUUGCUACCCUGUUUCAAGCCAUUCUAUUCAACAGUACAAUCAAUCCAUCCUCUGCUUUUUUUCUGUACUGUUUUUUCUCUUCAAAUCUGGGUGUGGGUCUGUGUGGUUCCUAGUUUUUCCCAAAGAUUGAUCGAAAUGGCAGUCGAACUUUGCUCUGAGAAUUGUGGGGCUUCUACAAUGAGUCCGAGAAUUUCGUUCUCGCAUGAUUUCUCUCAAUCAGAUGUUAUCCCAGUUGAGCAAACCCCUUUUAGAUCAAACUCCUCUGGUUUGAACUCCAGCUUUGAUUUUGAUGUUUGUGUUCGUGAGAGCUUGGAGCAAGAGUCAUCUUCAGCGGAUGAGCUCUUCUCUGAUGGCAAAAUGAUUCCCACUGAGAUCAAGAAGAAGAAGAAGAAGAAAGACCAAUCACCACUUCAUCAAACCGUCCCACCCACUGAAACUGUUCGUGAAAAUGCCUCAACCAGGAAAACAAUCAGGAACGAAAGCCUCAGAGAGCUCAAGCAGCAGCAACCUGUAGUGAAUACUGAUGAAGUUGAUGAGAAGCAGAGUUCUAAUUCUAAUAAUACUAACAAGUCGUUCUGGGGAUUCAAAAGAAGUAGCAGUUGUGGCAGUGGUGGCUAUGGAAGAAGCUUAUGUCCUUUGCCACUUUUAUCAAGAAGCAAUUCGACUGGUUCUGCUCCUACCCCAAGUGCUAAGAGGAUGCCACUUUCAAAGGAAGGUCCCAACAUGAAGCAAAAUCCUCACAAGCAUACUCCCACAAGGCCUUAUCAAAAGCCUCCAUUGAAGAAAAUCCAUGGAUCUUAUGUCCAUAAUGGCGUUAGAGUCAACCCUGUUAUCAAUGUUCCUUCUGCAAAUUUAUUCGGCUUGGGUUCAAUCUUCUCCAGCAACAAGGAUAAGUCCAAGAAGAAGUGAUCCACAGAAAGUUUCCAUAAGGGGUAUGUUUAAAUUGAGGAGAAUGAUUCAAUUUUAACAUUUCCUUUAACUGUUAUUCUCCUCAGUCUAAACAUAUCCAGAUAAGUAUAUAUCUAAAUAAGAACAAUUUGAUUCCUCUUUCCUGUCUCUCAAGUCUUCUUGAGCGAAAAAAACUAGCCUGAAUCUGCAAAUUAACAAUGUUGCUUGUACUUUCGGUGUGGAUUUGAGUUUGACUAUGAUGUUGUUAGGAAAAU